This is a messenger RNA of Alnus glutinosa, 1364 nucleotides long. RefSeq lists its product as uncharacterized. Gene Ontology annotation, molecular function: zinc ion binding. The record is from RefSeq and is a predicted model, not a curated record. The transcript has 3 exons. The coding region runs from base 1 to 909 and encodes 302 amino acids. NCBI's taxonomy places the organism in Eukaryota, Viridiplantae, Streptophyta, Magnoliopsida, Fagales, Betulaceae.
AUGUAUAGGGGUAGGAAGAAGGCAGAAAAGAAGAUAUACGGUGGUCUGGGUGAACAGUAUGGCAGGCUGUGGGAUUACUGUGAGACUUUAAGGCGUACUAACCCAGGUAGCUGUGUAAUGGUGAAGGUUGAAAGACCAAACCCUAAUUUGCCUGCUAAGUUUCAGAGACUCUACUUGUCCCUUGGUCUUGUGCCAAGUUUUGAUGUUGUUAUGCCAAUGGCGGAUCACCGAAUCUGUGUAAGGCAUUUAUAUGCCAACUUUCGAGAUAAAGGAUUUCCGGGGGUGGCCUUGAAGGAAUUGUUGUGGAAUGCAGCAUUGUCUUAUACUGAGGUCGACUUCAGAUUCCAGAUGGAAGAGAUUAAGAAAGUCAAUCCUGAUGCCUUUGACUACCUAGACAAGAUUGACCCCAGCGGAUGGUCAAGAGCAUGGUUCAGCGACCAUUCUAAAUGUGACCUCCUUGUCAACAAUACAUGCGAGUGUUUCAACUCAUACAUCCUGAAGGCACGUGACAAGCCAAUUCUGACAAUGCUUGAGAUGAUUAGGAAGCAGCUCAUGAGAAGGUACCAACUUAAAAGAGAUGGCAUCGCCAAAUUGAAGGGUAAGUUGUGCCCUAGAAUUGUUGAGAAGCUUGAGGCCAUUGGUGAGUCUGCAUCGGACUGCCUAUCCCGUUUUGCUGGUGAUGGCAUAUUUGAAGUAGAGCAGGGAAGAAGGCAAUAUGCUGUGGAUUUGAGGAGGAGGACAUGUGGUUGCAGAAAGUGGGAGGUGACUGGGAUCCCAUGUGCACAUGCACAUUCUGCCAUAACAUUUCAUGGGCAUAAACCGGAGGAUUAUGUAGAUCCAUGUUAUAGCAUUGAGAUGUAUAAGAAGGCUUAUGCUCCCAUCAUAUAUCCAAUGCCUAGUGAGGAAUAGUGGGUAAAGACUGCGCAUGAUGUAUUGGAUCCACCUAGAUCAAGAUCGAUGCCAGACAGAUCUCGAAAGGCCAGAGUAAGAGGUCCUGAUGAGUCGAGAGUUCCUCAGAAUCCUUAUAGAAUGAGAAAGUUUGGAUUGAAGAGUAGAUGUGGGUUUUGCAAGCUGGUUGGACACAACAGCAGGAUCUGUCCAAGGAAGAAGGAGCAGGCAUCUAAUUACAGGCAGCCCUCGACAGAAGUUGAUUUGCCUACUCCACUCCCAGCUAGUUUGCCCACUCCACUCCCAACAAGUAGCCAAAGCGUUGGAUGUAGCAGUAGUACAAGGGGAGGUGCACAACCAGCCCCCAACAGUCAAAGGGGGGGUGCACAACCAACCCUCAAAAAAGUAGGCAAUUUAUUACAAGCAAAAAAUUCAGGUUAAUUACUUACUUGGGGAUGAUACUAAUUAAUCACAUG